Molecule: messenger RNA, 510 nt
Organism: Vanrija pseudolonga
Lineage: Eukaryota; Fungi; Basidiomycota; Tremellomycetes; Trichosporonales; Trichosporonaceae
Exons: 4
Coding region: 1-510 (169 amino acids)
Source: RefSeq, a predicted model, not a curated record
AUGCCCGCCGCCCGCACCACCACCAGCACCAAGAAGGCCAAGCCAACCCCGUACGCUCGUGAGGCCACCUCUUCUGGCACCGCUUCGACGUCAACGUCGUCGUCGGCGUCGGCGUCCGCACCAUCGGAGAGCGACUACGCCCCCUCGACCACCAAGUCGGAGACCAAGCCCAAGACCACCAAGCGCGCGCCCCGCGCCUACACCCCCGCCGAAGAGGCCAUCUUCAAGGCCCUCGCCCUCGAGACGCUCCACGAACACCUCUGGGCCAAGGUCAAGGCGGACGGCCGGCUCGCGGGGCGCGGGUCGACGGGGAUCAAGGCGCAUAUCAAAGCCGUGUCCAAGCCCAAGUCCAAGCGCACCCCCUGGACCGCGGAGGAAGAGCGCAUCUUCGACGAGAUCGCCACCGCCCUGCUCAAGAAGGGCAUGUGGGCCGCCGUCGUCGCCGACGGCCGCCUCAAGCACCGCGGCGCGAACGGCAUUGCGAGCCACGUCGUCGCUAAGUUCAAGUAG